Macrosiphum euphorbiae (potato aphid) is the source of this 339-nucleotide messenger RNA. The record is from the annotation of a GenBank genome assembly. NCBI's taxonomy places the organism in Eukaryota, Metazoa, Arthropoda, Insecta, Hemiptera, Aphididae.
AUGAAAAUAUAUAAGUACGGCUCUUAUACAUACCAAUCGAAAGACCUUGGCCAUGUUCUAUUAAACAUGUGCACUCAUAUUAACAAAAAGGAGCCUGAAAAUCCUAUUCUUAAUUUAACAGCGCCUAAAGUAUUAACUCCGGUACCGCAAAAGAAGAUACGACUUUAUAGAUGUGAGGUAUGUUCUAAAAUCUUUGAUAGUCAAAAUAAUUGCCUUGAUCACGUUCAAAAACACUAUAAUUGGUCAACUGCUCCCAUCAAGAAAUUCCGGAUAGUAUUGAGAAAAAAGUUGAUGAAGACAAUGCAAAUGUGGAAAACAAAAUGGUACACUUGGACAUAG